GCGCUGGCCGGGGCGGAGCGGGCUCGCUCGCAGCUGCAUCCCUGAGCCCCGGGGAGGCGAGCGGGCGGGCAGCCAGCGGCACUGUGAGGCUCGGACCGGGGCCGGGGGGGCCAGGAGGCCGGAGCAUCGUGGCCAGGGGCCGGGGGCCGUGCCCGGGGGCCCCGCGGGCCGCGCUCUGCCGUCGCCGCCGCCUGCCAGUGCGCCCAGCCGGCCCCAUGGAGUAGCGGCGGGCGCGCCUUCGGAGGGCGGCCAGAGGCGGCGGCGGCGGGGGGCCGGCGGGCCGGCGGGAGGCCGGCCGGCCGCCAUGGAGCUGAGCUUGGACAACCUGGGCGGGCUGGCGCAUCCGCAGGCGGCCGGGGAGCUGCUGAGUCCAGCCCACGCGCGGCCCGGCCCACAUCGAGGCCUGGUGGGGGGACCGGCCCGGCCGGCUAUGGUAUCCGGCGUGGCCUCGCUGCUGGAGAGCGGCGCUGCUGACUACCGGGCCGAGCUGGCCGCCCCGCUGCACCCAGCCAUGAGCCUGGCCUGCGACUCACCCGGCCCGGCCCUCAGCCUCAGCGGCUCUUACACUACCCUCACGCCGCUCCAGCAUCUGCCGCCCAUCUCGGCUGUCUCCGACAAGUUCCACCCGCACCCACCCCCGCACCCACACCACCACCCGCACCCGCAUCACCCAGCGGGUCCCCCGCCCCACGGAGCCCACCCCCACCAGCGUCUGCCCGCAAACGUCAGCGGCAGUUUCACCCUCAUGCGCGACGACCGGGGGCUGGCCUCCGUGGGCAAUCUCUACGGCCAUUAUGCCAAGGACGUGCCGGCUAUGGGGCAACCGCUGAGCCCCCUGGCCAACGGGCUGGGCCCCCUGCACGGCGGACAGCAGCCGCCGCCGCCGCCCCCGCCGCCGCCGCCCCCGCUGGCCACCUACGGCACCGGGCCGCACCUGGCCGGGGAAAAGAUGUUGUCCGCGGCCGCCUUCGAGCCGCACGCGGCCAUGCUGGCCCGGGCUGAGGAUCCGCUGGGCCGCGGCCUCGGGGCACCCGGAGCGGGUCUGAUGGCGCCUCUCAACGGGCUGGGAGCGCACGGGCACCACGCGGGUCCGGGUGGCAGCGCCAGCGGCGGAGGGGGACUGUUGGCCGAGCGCGAGCGGCAGGCGGCGGCGGCCGCGUCGGGUUCGCAGGCGGGCAGCUCCGGCCAGGUGGAAGAGAUCAACACCAAAGAGGUGGCGCAGAGAAUCACAGCAGAGCUGAAGCGCUACAGCAUCCCCCAGGCCAUUUUCGCCCAGCGCAUCCUGUGCCGCUCGCAGGGCACCCUCUCCGACCUGCUGCGCAACCCCAAGCCCUGGAGUAAGCUCAAGUCCGGCCGCGAGACCUUCCGCAGGAUGUGGAAGUGGCUGCAGGAGCCCGAGUUCCAGAGGAUGUCGGCCCUCAGACUCGCAGGUAGGGGGCCGGGGCGGGUGCAGGGCGGGGCGAAAAGGGAACCCGGAGAGUCCCAGAAAUAA
Sarcophilus harrisii (Tasmanian devil) is the source of this 1492-nucleotide messenger RNA. RefSeq names its product one cut homeobox 3 (gene ONECUT3). Gene Ontology annotation, cellular component: nucleus. NCBI's taxonomy places the organism in Eukaryota, Metazoa, Chordata, Mammalia, Dasyuromorphia, Dasyuridae. Gene Ontology annotation, biological process: regulation of transcription by RNA polymerase II. The record is from RefSeq and is a predicted model, not a curated record. The transcript has a single exon. Bases 305 to 1492 code for a protein of 395 amino acids. Gene Ontology annotation, molecular function: RNA polymerase II cis-regulatory region sequence-specific DNA binding; DNA-binding transcription factor activity, RNA polymerase II-specific.